Messenger RNA from Syzygium oleosum, 1353 nucleotides. Its product is annotated as CASP-like protein 4B4. NCBI's taxonomy places the organism in Eukaryota, Viridiplantae, Streptophyta, Magnoliopsida, Myrtales, Myrtaceae. The record is from RefSeq and is a predicted model, not a curated record. Bases 547 to 1176 code for a protein of 209 amino acids. The transcript has 3 exons.
GUUAGGCGACCGGGUGCGAAAUGUUCUCUUUAUAGUCCCGACGAGAUAUUGGACAAAAUGACUCGGUUGAAGGAGAAAGUGAAAUUGGGCGAUUCGAUCAUUCCAAAACAACGGCAAAGUUGAUGACCUCGGACGUAACUUGCCCGCCACGGACGGUUCUUUCAGCAACCUUGUCCACCGAAUGAGCUCGUUAUACGGACAGGACAAGUUUGUGGUCUUUCCACUGCUUCGACCAUCAAAUGCUCCUUCCUAGUCAGCCCCGCUCGUCGUGUUCUAGGCUCCCGAGCAUCGACACGUGUCCCUUUCGGCAUCGAAAACUGCGGGUAUCGCACAAUGAGAAAUGCUGUGAUUCCUAGGUAGGCGUCACAUCGUUUGGAAGCGGAACAAGAAAGCGGACGAAGGAGACGAGACGAGACGGGGACGAGGAGGUCGAGGGCAUUCUUAUUGUCAAUCGAUCACCCUGUUUCGGUUUCGCUUUCUCCAUCCAUUGCCACACGUCACGGCGCGGUUUUAGAGGAAUUAAAUUGAAUAGUAUCGGACCAAGAAAUGCCGGACUCUGGGGACGGGACGCCGAAAAGGUAUGUCCAGCCGCCGCCGUCGAUGGCCGCUAGGGCUUCGCGCGGGCCUGGCGCGGAGAGCCAGACUGCAGCGGCGGGGCUCGGGGUGUCGUCGGUUUUGAGGCGGUGGAAAAGGGAAGAUAUGCUGAGGAAAGGCGGGUUGGCAUCGAGGGGAUCGGCUUUCCUGUUCUCGUUGCUCGCUUUCAUUAUAACGGCCAGCAACGAGCACGGUGGCUGGAGAGAUUUCCACAAGUACGAAGAGUACAGGUAUUUGUUGGCGAUCGCGAUUCUGUCGUCCUUGUACACGGGGAUUCAAGCAGUGAGACACAUUCAUCAAAUCUUUACGGGAAAUCAAUUCCUUCAACAACGGACGUCCGCCUUGAUCGAUUUUUGCGGCGAUCAGGUGCUUGAUUUCUCCUUCCCUCAGGUCAUGGCAUACCUUCUAAUAUCAGCGGCAUCCGCAGCCAUUCCCAUGACAGAUAGGAUGAGGGAGGGAACCAACGACAUGUUCACGGACUCAUCUGCGGCCGCUAUCACCAUGGCUUUCUUGGCCUUCUUCUCGUUGGCGCUGUCGGCAGUUAUCUCCGGAUAUAGACUGUCGACGCAGUCUUAUAUCUAGUCUUCGAUCUCUUUGUAUCUAAGGAUGGUUUGAUUUUUGCUUUCACCAACAAUACAUAAUCCAUCCGUGCGGUGUGAAAUGGAUUGAAUUGUAAAUUAAUCUUCAAGAGAGUGCGGGUUUCACUCCGAUUUCAAGAAUAAAAGAAUGAAGUUGGACUAGUGCCAAGUAUUUCUUGCU